Lottia gigantea (owl limpet) is the source of this 1624-nucleotide messenger RNA. RefSeq lists its product as hypothetical. Bases 188 to 1624 code for a protein of 478 amino acids. Lineage: Eukaryota; Metazoa; Mollusca; Gastropoda; Lottiidae. The record is from RefSeq and is a predicted model, not a curated record. The transcript has 6 exons.
AAAAGUAAGGAGACAUCACAAGCUGCUGAAAGGAAAUAAUUAUUUGUUAUGACUAUGUUUUAAGUGGCUAAAAUACAGUGGGUUAAAAUAAAACGCUAUGAAGCAUUUUUUGUUGAUUAAAGGACCUGAUUGGUAGGUCUUGGAAGCCUGUCAAAAAGGAUAAACCCAAGUGAAACUUAAAAGGACGAUGGCAUUUUUGACAUUUAUUUACGCAGCACUAUUGCUGAAUUUGACCGGAUCGAGUAUUUCAAAGAUCACAGGUCAGAAUGGUCACGAGGAUGAUCCACCAUCAUCAAGUAUUGCCCCAGCCACCAUUCCAACUGUUGAUCCACCAUUGAAGACAAAUUAUACAGUGAUACUAUCAUAUUCUGGUCCAGCAGUAUUGGAUUCAAUGAUAACUUUUCAAGCACGUCUUUAUGAUCGUUUUGGGCAUUAUGAACAGUCCAAAAAAUUCCACUACACUUGGUCAAACACAGCUAAUCAAUCGUAUGAAGAAACCUGGGGUGAUUACCAAUCAUCUUUAUAUAAAGUCUUUCCCAGUGAUAUGAUAGAAAGAGGACAAUAUUUAGUCACAGUUUCUGUUACUGGUGUAGGAAAGCAUAUGUUAGCAUUUGCCAGCCUUCCUUUUAUUUUGACUGAGAGUUUAAAUGGCCAAUUGAGCUUAAACCAAUCACUACCAUAUCAAAGAAAUGCAUCAGUGUUUGCCACUGGUGAGAAACUGCAACUAAAGUUAAAUUUAAGUGAUAAAUUUGAUAGGCUUCUUAGUCAUGAAUAUUUCUGGUAUAUAGAUGGUGAAUUCAAGGACUAUUCAACUGUACCCAGCUAUAAUAUGAGUUUAAGCAAACCAGGCAAUCAUACAGUGGAAGUUACAGUUUUUGUAACGUUUUUAGAUGAUUUUGGUGUAAGAAAUAGAACAAUACCAUAUGAACAUUCCAAUAGUAAAUCAUGUAGUGCUGUAUCCAUGUUUGAUAAAUGUGGAAGUUAUGUGCAUCAUGUUCAUGCGAAAGAUCCAUUAAGCAUUGUUCGUAUUGAUGGUGGAACAAGUGUUGGUGUCAAUAGUUUUAUAACUUUAAAUAUAUCUUGUUUAGGGAGUUCUCCAACUGGGGUGUGUUGGAAUGUGACUAAAUUAAAUAGAAAGAAACUGAAUGAAACUUACAGUUGUGUUCCAAAAACUUUCAAUAGCACAAAUUGUUUUCAUAGAAUAAAUGUAAAGCCUGAAGAAAAAGGCUGGCAUGAUGUACAAUUAUCUGUAUAUAAUGAUGUGAGCUAUUUAAAUGGGCAUUAUUUUAUAUUUGCUUAUAAUCCAGACAAACAUAGUUCACCAAUGCUUACAGUACCAAUAGUGUUUAGUAUAUUAGUAUGUAUAAUUGUCAUUAUUGGAGGAGUUUAUCUAUGGAAAAUGAAAAAGAAACCAUUUAUUGAGGUGGCAGAUUUUGAAUUUCAUCCAUCAAUAGCAAGAAAUGAGUCUUAUAUCUCAUUGUCUGUUGUGUUGAGCAGGAUGAAAAAAUAUUUCAAGAAAUCAGGCCGAACAUUAUCAGUACAAAGCUGUGAUCCUCAAAUACCAUCUAAUAGACCUGAUGCUGACAGUAGUGAAACCAGUAGACUUAUUUAUGAAACUUUAUAA